Messenger RNA from Chara braunii, 4817 nucleotides. The record is from the annotation of a GenBank genome assembly. NCBI's taxonomy places the organism in Eukaryota, Viridiplantae, Streptophyta, Charophyceae, Charales, Characeae.
GCUCACCCAGGAGUGUAACAAGGUGGAAUUCAGGAGAGACUACCGUAUUUGCUUCAGAGACUGGACUACGGUGGGCCAGGAGAUCCCGCUGCGACCAUCCACAGAAUUCCCCGACCCCUUCCCACCCCACCAGCUGGCAAUGGUCGAUAUGCAAUGGUAUGGAGCAGAGUGAGGAAGACCACAGGCAAGACCACAGGCUGAUGGGACCAAGUAAGGAAGCAGCGGGUCAACAAACAGGACACGGAAGGUAUCGGCGGAUAUUCAGAAGAAGUAGGAAGUAGCCGCUAGGGAAACAGGAGGGAUCUGGCGGUCUGGCGCAGACUGAAGAGGCGGCACCCUGAAGUGUACUGCUGUCCAACAUACUUAUCAUUAACCCUGCACAGUUAAUCCCCUGGCAACAGGGCAAUCGAUGCUGGCAGGCUGUCGGAUGUACAACGGGACGCUGGACACGCUUUCCAGCAGGUGCUGCUCCCCACCAAUAGACCGGAGCACCCAGGUCUCUUGCUAGGAGGGGGUGCUCUUAUCACCUCUCCUAGCAUUGUGUCUCAAAGAACAAAAACAAAACAAAAUAAAAAAUCUGCAAGGCUGGGGCCGCAUGCUGGCGGUUUCAGGAAACUUACCUAUCAAACCUAAGACAGGCAGCGGUGAUGAACACAAGGACCAUUCCAUGAACAAAGUCCAAGACUAAAAACCAGGUCCAAAACCAAAACCAGGUUCAAACAGUAGACAGGGUUAGGUGCAGCAUAUUCCUCAGGAGGCGUGUAAUGCAAUGCCACGAUGAACACUUGUGUGCAAAUUGACUUGAUGCACCCUUCGAAAAUAAUGCACACGAUCCGCAACGAGGCAGGGCACAAGUCUCAAACAUUACCCUUCCCGCAACAUAGCGCAAGCAUUUCCGAGAGACGUUUGCCCAGAACACUCUUCUUCUUACAUCCUUGAAGAAACCAACUCGGCCAUUCUUAGAGCAUAAAGUUACAUAAACACACUGGGACUUCCACAGACGAAUCUAACUGCAAUUACGGCCAGGCUCGGAUGAAUCUGACUUGAAUCAGGUCCAGAGCUCAGUACAAAAAGUCGUAGUGUGAGUAAUGCCCUUAGCCACAUAAACCCAACUGGCCUUUCGAUGUCAACAGGGACGAUCGCGAUCAUAUCACCUUUUUUUUUUCUUCUCUUUUCUCCUUAAUAACCAUCAUAGCUAUACGAGCUCCAGCAUGUGAUGUCAGACUUUUUCCUAAAUACGAGAAAACGACAGUCAAGCCAUGUGGAAACACUGGAAAAAAAAAAAAGAAACACUGGAUCAACUCUCCGAAGUACAAAAAAGGCGCAAAAAAAAGCUAAAAAAAACAAACAAACUGCCACCUAUAGAGUUCCAACACUGGGACAGUCAGAAACGUCCCGAUUUUUAUGCGUCCCCUGCGAUCACCACAUUCUGAGGUAUCCUAUGCUGAAUUUGACUUUGACUUUGACUUGAAGUGGACUUUGACUUUCGACUGCAAAGUAGUUUGACUUUCGACUGCGAAGUGGACUUUGCCUUUGACUGUGAAGUGGGCUUUGACUUUUCCCAAAAAGGAUGGCAGUCUUGAUCUUGCCAGCAUCUGCAAGAUGGGUUAUGAGGGGCAACGUGGCAUUAGGACCCAAGGAUGACAUGUGGCAUUAGGACCCAAGGAUGACAUGUUGCAUUAGGACCCAAGGAUGACAUGUGGCAUAGAUGGCUGCCCUAUAGCCCACGUGGCAUUAGGACCCAAGGAUGACAUGUUACUGUUCUGCCAGCUUAGGGAGAGACAACAGCAGCAGCGGAGAACUAGAGCAGCAGAGGCCAGCAGGGCGUUCGCAAGCGAAGCCGCUGCUUCAGCAGCCAUGGCAACUGCUGCGCAGCAGAGUUCCCAGGCCAGCAGCUCAGGGACCGUAGGGUCAACGAUUGCACAAACCCUGAGUCGGUCCACUUGCGUUAUGGCAAGCCAGCCAAUAGUGUUGACCCCUGAAAAGGUCGCCAUACAGCAAGCAGCGCUUGGCGAGGCACAGCUACAGAAGGAUUUAGGGGAGAUAAAAGCAGAGAAAGAGAAGAUGAUUAGAAGAAGAGCCAGGAUGCAGCGGCGACAAGCAGAUAUUAGCGAGUUAGAGGAGAUGAACCUGACAAAAAUGAACGAUGAUGUGAGGACCCUGAGGACGGCCUUGCUAGAUGUAGUAGAGAUGCAGGAUCACCAAAUGGCGCUCUUACAGGACAUCCUGCAGAGCCUAGCCAUGCUGGUUGGGCGAGCGCAGUCAGCACCAUCGCCAUCUGGGCCCGGUGCCUGGCCCGUGGUACAACCUCCUCCUUUUGUCCCACCGGUGACUGGGGUAUCCCCAUAUGCCUCUCCAGCAUCGGCCCAAGCCGUUUCCCUAGGUAUGCCGCUAACAGGAGGGUUCUCAGCAGGUCCCAGUGUAUUGAUUCCUGUACAGAAAGUGUAUUCCCAACCUUCAGCGCAGGUUGCCGUAACUGGGCGGCCUGCUGUCUCGCAGUCAGCACAGCCGCAUGGCACACAACCCCAACAGCAGCUAGUACAACAACCUGCACCCCAGGGUCCACAGCCCGGAGUGGUGCAGGUACCGGGACAAACACAGUGGGUUCCAAGGACGACCAUCGCCUCACCCAAACCCUUUUCAGGGGACAAGAGGGGCGAAGACCUUGACACAUGGUUGAGCGAUGAUCUCCCAAUGGACAUCCUGUUGGGUAUGUACUAUCUUUCAGUUGCACAGCCUCAAUUUGACUGGGACCGAAAAGUGGUCAAACACACUUUGCCUAGAGGGGGAACCGCCAUAUUACGUAAGUUGAAGGUUAGUAGUCUGAUCGAGUCCUACGGAUGCAUGUGUGCGGCCUCAUUCUAUAAUUCUUAUAAGCAAAAUCCAAAGGAGGGUAUGUAUCUAGUAUAUGUCUCUGCAGCAGGCGAGCCGGUCAAAAUGCCGCCGGAGAUAGAGGGAGUAGUCGCUAAGUACCCUGAUCUAUUUGAAGAGCCGAAAGGGGUUGUUGAGAGGGAGGUCGUCCAUGCAAUAAAGAUUAUCCCAGGGUCUAGCAUUCCGAAGGGUAGGAUCUAUCGGAUUUCUCCAGGCGAGCUUGACGAGCUUCGCCGGCAGCUCAAGGAACUCGUAGAGAAGGGUUGGAUCCGACCGAGUGUCUCCCCAUACGGAUCUCCAGUCUUAUUUGUACCGAAGAAGGGGGGAACUUUGAGGAUGUGCAUUGACUAUAGGGGCCUCAAUGCCAUCACUGUCAAGAGCCGAGAGCACCUACCUCGCAUCGAUGACUUGUUGGACCGAGUGCAAGGGUGUCGGUACUUCAGUAAGACAGAUCUGAAGUUCGGGUACCAUCGGAUUGCAAUAUGGCCUGAGGAUCAACACAAACCCGCUUUUCAGACCAGGUACGGUUUGUACGAGUUUGUGGUGAUGCCUUUCGGCCUUUGCAAUGCUCCUGGCACCUUUCAACACGCAAUGAACCGGAUCUUUCAUGACUACCUGGACAAGUUUGUCAUCGUGUACCUCAGUGACAUACUUAUUUUCAGUAGGACUGUCGAGGAGCACGUUGGUCAUUUGGAUAAAGUCCUUAGUCUCCUUCGACAACACAAGUUCAAGAUCAAUCGGGAGAAGUGCGAGUUUGGCCGCACCCGGAUCUUGUAUUUGGGUCAUGAGAUUUCCGCGGAGGGAUUGAAGCCCGAUGAAGUGAAGCUGACCAGCAUUCGUGACUGGCCGCGUCCUCAGUAUGUGACUGAGAUGAGGUCCUUCUUAGGGAUUACCAGCUACUACCGCAAUUUUGUAAAGAAUUAUAGCAUAGCAGCCGCCCCUUUGACUGACCUGACAUGCCGUGACACCCCAUGGGAAUGGACAGACAGCCUGCUACUGACUUUUAAGCCUAGACUGCCUCUAGACUUCCUGCUACCUGAGAUUCAGCCGACAGCUGCACCCGAGAUGUUAGAAUUUGCAUAUCGAUAUGAGCAUUUGAUGCAGCAAGCGGUAGAACAGAUGCACAAGGCCCAAGCGACGAUGAUAGAGUAUGAGAACAAGCACCGUCGCAGCUCUACAUUUCAGGUAGGGGAUAGAGUCUGGGCCAAGUCCUCAGAACUGGGACAGGAGCACGGGAUAUCCCUCAAGCUCAUGCCACAGUACUUUGGACCUUGGGAGGUUCUUGAUAUUGUUGGGGAGGAUCGGGAUGGGCCAUCAUAUGUAAUUAGGAUCCCUGGUCAUCUUCGUACUUACCCUGUUUUCCACGCCUCUAAGCUUGCACCAUUCGAGGAAACUGAUCAGUUUCCCUCGCGAUGCUCAAUGCUGCCCCCAACCAUGGAUGGAGAGGUCGACAUCGAUGACAUUGUGGACCACAGAGAAAUGCCACUUCCAAGACCGAUAGGCAGGGGACGUCCUCCUAAGCCGAAGCUGCAGUACCGCGUUCGGUUUAGGCAUCACACUGAUCCUAAGGAGGACAAACGGUUCACUCGGGAGGAACUGAUGCAGACCGCUCAACAAGCUAUCGCUCAUUAUGAGAAGUCACUACAGAAAGAAAAGCGCCAGAUUGAGUAAUGGAACUUCUCAGAGGACUGUCGAAGUAUGGAAGAGGGAAUGCGAGGCCCAAGGCCUCUAUUUGCCCUAUUGGGCCCCAUUUUCUGUACAGUCGGCCGCCCUAACUGAAGGCAGGCUCGACCCAAGGCCUACAGGCCUACUUUUGGGGUCACCGCGCAGCUGGGCAAUUUCAGGCAGUUGCGCAGCGCCAGUUGGUUGAGAGCGCCCAGGCCCAGGCUGCCUUUUUCCGUAUGUAACUGAGGCAGGCCCUCGGCCAGAUACGCAAUAUGGACCGA